AUGUCCUUUGAGUGCCAGCAGUGUGGCAAGUAUUUUAGCCAAGCAAGACAGCUAAGGACUCAUGAAAGAGUCCACAAUGGGGAAAAGCCUUUUGAAUGUAAACAGUGUGGCAAGCGUUUUAGUCAAGCAGGAAACCUAAGGAGUCAUGAAAGAGUUCACACUGGGGAAAAGCCUUUUGAAUGUAAACAGUGUGGCAAGUGUUUUAGUGUAGCAGGACACUUAAGUCGUCAUAAGAGAGUUCAUACUGGGGAAAAGCCUUUUGAAUGUAAGCAGUGUGGCAAAUGUUUUAGCCAAACAGUUCACUUAAAGAUUCAUUAUUGAGUUCACAGUGGUGAGAAACCUUAUGAAUGUAAACAGUGUGACAAGUGCUUUAGCACAGCAGGAGAACUAAGGCGUCAUGAAAGAGUUCACACUGGGGAAAAGCCUUUUGAAUGUAAAGAGUGUGGCAAGUGCUUUAGCCUAGCAGGACACUUAAGUCGUCACAGGAGAGUUCACACUGGGGAAAAACCUUUUGAAUGUAAACAGUGUGGCAAGACAUUUAGCACAGGUGGAGACCUAAGUAGUCAUAAUCGAGUUCACAGUGGUGAGAAACCUUUUGAAUGUAAACAGUGUGGCAAGUGCUUUAGCACAGCAGGAAAACUAAGGAGUCAUGGAAGACUUCACACUGGGGAAAAGCCUUUUGAAUGUAAACAGUGUGGCAAGCGUUUUAGUCAAGCAGGAAACCUAAGGAGUCAUAAUCGAGUUCACAGUGGUGAGAAACCUUUUGAAUGUAAACAGUGUGGCAAGUGCUUUAGCACAGGAGGAAAACUAAGGAGUCAUGAAAGACUUCACACUGGGGAAAAGCCUUUUCAAUGUAAACAGUGUGGCAAGUGUUUUAGUCAAGCAGGAAACCUAAGGACUCAUGAAAGAGUUCACACUGGGGAAAAGCCUUUCGAAUGUAAAGAGUGUGGCAAGUGCUUCAGUGUAGCAGGACACUUAACUCGUCAUAAGAGAGUUCAUACUGGGGAAAAGCCUUUUGAAUGUAAACAGUGCGGCAAAUGUUUUAGCCAAACAGUCCACUUAAGGAUUCAUAAAAGA
Messenger RNA from Porites evermanni, 1077 nucleotides. The record is from the annotation of a GenBank genome assembly. NCBI's taxonomy places the organism in Eukaryota, Metazoa, Cnidaria, Anthozoa, Scleractinia, Poritidae.